Mitosporidium daphniae is the source of this 195-nucleotide messenger RNA. Its product is annotated as putative ribosomal L37ae protein. The transcript has 3 exons. The coding region runs from base 1 to 195 and encodes 64 amino acids. Lineage: Eukaryota; Fungi; Microsporidia. Gene Ontology annotation, biological process: translation. The record is from RefSeq and is a predicted model, not a curated record. Gene Ontology annotation, cellular component: ribosome. Gene Ontology annotation, molecular function: structural constituent of ribosome.
AUGGAAAUCACUCAGCAUGCUAAAUACACAUGCUCUUUCUGUGGAAAGGACCGCGUAAAGAGAACUGCUGUUGGCAUUUGGGAAUGCCGAGGAUGCAAAAAAGUUAUAGCCGGUGGCGCCUGGGUUCCCAGCACUACCACUGCUUCUGCGGUCAGAGGUACUAUCAGACGUCUUCGCGAGUUGGCUGAAAUCUAA